CGAUCGAAUGUCACUAGCAAGUGACAGGUGACGACGUGACAGAACAACAAUACACAUAACAUAACCACAAUCACUCUUUAUUUUGAACUUUGAUACUUUUUAGUGAAUAAUUUUUAAUAAUUAUUGUAUGUUUUUCUUAUCAGCUAGAACAGAAAAAGUAUAUUUUCUUUAUACUAAAAAAUUGCAAUGGUGCUAAAAUUAUACUUCGACCUAUUUUCUCAGCCCGCAAGAUCACUUUAUAUAUUUCUUAAAUUGGCCAAAAUACCCUUUGAAGAAUGUCGUGUGAAUUUAGGAAAAGGGGAGCAUUUAACUAAAGAAUUUGCUGAAACAAAGUCAAAAAUUCAAAAAAUUCCAUUUAUUCAUCAUGGAGAUUUUAGGCUAAACGAAAGUAUAGGUAUAGUGAGAUACUUAUCUAGAGAGUAUAGCAUAGCUGACCAUUGGUAUCCAAAAGAUAGCAAAAAACAAGCGAAGGUAGAUGAAUUUUUAGAAUGGAACCAUUUAAACAUUAGAUUGAACUGUUCAAGCUAUUUUCUUGUAAAAUGGUUGAUGCCAUUGAAAAACGGCAAGCAACCUUCAGAAGAAGAAUGUAAAAAUCUAACGAGACGCAUGGAGAAAUCAUUAGAAGAUUUUGAACGCAUAUUUCUAUCAAAUGAACGUUUUUUGUUUGGAAACAGUGUCUCUUAUGCAGAUGUUCAUGCUGCUUGUGAAAUUGAGCAAACAAGAAUGGCUGGAUAUGAUGUAAGAGAUCAUUUUCCAAAGAUAAAAACGUGGAUUGAAAGUGUAAGAUCAGAAUGUAACCCAGUGUAUGAUCAAGCUCAUAAGUUUGUUAAUAUGAUGGCAGAAGGAAAUGAAAAGCAGUUAAAUUCGAAACUUUAAAUAACUACAAAGUGAACUAUAUUUUUUUUAAACAGAUUUUAUGUUUUUGUUUUAUUAUUUAAAAUAUAUAGUUUUUAAUGUUAUAACGGUAUUGGAUAAUGUUAGUAUAAUAAAACAUCUUGUUUAUUCUGCAU
This is a messenger RNA of Psylliodes chrysocephalus, 1010 nucleotides long. Lineage: Eukaryota; Metazoa; Arthropoda; Insecta; Coleoptera; Chrysomelidae. The record is from the annotation of a GenBank genome assembly.